AUGUUACGACUACUAUCAUCCAUAUUUUGGUUGAAAUUAAGAAAAUUUCUGUUUCUUUAUCCAACAUUUACUAUUGAUAAAGAUGUGAAGGGUCGAUUAUAUUGGUUGGCUGCUAAUGGUCAUGUUUAUGAAGAAUUCAACAAUGACAUAUGCAACGAGUCCCAUGAUGAAGAUAAUUUCAUUCACAAACCGACGACCGAAAAUCAUGAAAGAGAAGUGGAAUUUCGGCCUGAUCAAUUUUGGGCUUUUCUUCUUGUAAAGUCGAAAAACCAAUGUGUAUUGAAAUGUACAAAAUUAUUUCUUAUGCGUACUCAAUUCCUUGCUCGAAUGCAUUUGUUGAAGGCGUUUUUAGCCAAAGAAAAAAGCGCAUGGACAACCAGUCGCAAUUUGACGGUGAAUGAAGCGAUAGCUGCUGAAUUGACAAUCAGAUUUAAUGGUACUAUGACAUGUGAAGAUUUUUUUCUUUUGCUCAAACACAAUCGCAACUGAUAAAGUGUGCCAAAAGUCAACAAAAAUAAAAUUUCGAAAAAAGUGUGCAACAGUUAGUGUAAAUAUAAAUCGAGAAGGUUCGCUUUGAGUAAGCAUUGUUUUAUUAUGAAUUGAAUAUAUGUAUGUCAAAAUGAAAUUCUAUUGUGAACAUAUUUAUUAGAAAAUAAGGAUUUCAAUUUGAAAGCUAGACUUUUAUAGUAAAACGAAAAACUGAGAAUGCCCGUUCCUGAUUGAAAAUAGUUUUCGAAAUUGAUUUCCGCAGCCGAUGACCAGUGUGAAAGAUGUAAACUACGUACCUCACAAAUGUACCCCAUUUACAACUGAGUUGUACCUAACGUGUACUCAUGCUUUUUUGGUGUAGUUAAAUGAACACCAUUUUUUUUGGCGUUUUUUCUACAUUAUCAAUGUUUUGCUGGGUUAAAAAAUUUUGGCCUAUCAAUAAAAAUCUUGCCAAUUUUGCCCAUGGUUUUUUUUUGACUUAAUAGAAGUUUGCCCAAUGGCCUAAAAAUCCUGGUUACGCUGCUGAUAAAGAUCAAAUAUAUUCCUCGCUUACCAUGCAAGAUGAUAAACGAAAUCAAUGUGUGGUAUCAAGAUGAGAAAACUUUCUAGUUUAAAUUCAAGUAGAUGAGUGAGAGAGCGACUCUUUACAACACAGAUUUCCGUGAAAACAGGUUUUUUUGACUGUAUUGAAAAUUAUGUGUUAAUCUCGCUCAUAAUACCGUUUCACUCUUCUUUUCAUAAGUAUCCUAUGAGCGAAAAUGAGCGAGGAAGUAAGACGAGACUUUCAUCGCAUAGAUAUACUCUAUUCACGACUUAUUAUACUAAAAAAGCUAGCGCUAAAAAAUCAAAUUGAUGGAUGUCAAAGAUUCCAGAAAAUACUUGAGAUUAUUGAAGCAACAAAAUUCUGCAAAAGCUAAGAUUCAGAAUGCACUAUCUCUACGAGAAAGAGCUGAGCGAGUCCACAGGCGAGUGUUACUUGUAAUCAUAUAAAUAUUUCACUUUUCAAGUGAAUUUCGUAUUGUGUGGAUGAAAAAUGACCGAUGUCAUUUAGAACAUUUGACAAUAUCAUUAUUUCUACUUCAAUAUUGAUAAUGUUUUGCAAAACAAAUAUGAGAUGCAACAUUGGAAAUCUUGUAAAAAAAUACUACAUAAUAAUAUAUUUUAUAUGAGAAUUUUACUCAUUUCUAAAGCAAAAUAUCUAUGUCAUUAAGACAAGAGCCUGCGGC
Molecule: messenger RNA, 1715 nt
Organism: Rotaria socialis
Lineage: Eukaryota; Metazoa; Rotifera; Eurotatoria; Philodinida; Philodinidae
Source: the annotation of a GenBank genome assembly